This is a messenger RNA of Anopheles coustani, 4273 nucleotides long. RefSeq lists its product as uncharacterized. The coding region runs from base 263 to 3475 and encodes 1070 amino acids. The record is from RefSeq and is a predicted model, not a curated record. NCBI's taxonomy places the organism in Eukaryota, Metazoa, Arthropoda, Insecta, Diptera, Culicidae. Gene Ontology annotation, biological process: sphingolipid metabolic process. Gene Ontology annotation, cellular component: lysosome. The transcript is spliced from 6 exons.
ACGAACAAGUUAUAGUAGUGAAACAGUGCUAAGUUCGCUGUACGGUACUGCGCCGUAUACUGUUUACCGUGGAACUCGGGCUAGAUAUAGUCUAGUAUCUCAUUGUUGUGUGUCGUAAAACAUUAAACCGUGCGUGUUGUUUAGGGAAGUUUGUUCGAAUCAUCAAAGAACUAAGGAAGGUUGCAGCGUUAACGCCUAUCCGCUGCUUACAGCGGACGAUUUUACGCACACCGCUGCACAUUGUUCUACGAAUUGUGCUAGGAUGGAAAACCGCGUACUAGCGGUGGCCAGCAUUCUAUUGCUGGCAACUGCCGCCGUCGUCAGCUCACCAGUCAAACAACCAACAUCGUCAACCAACAAACAUCUGCUCGGCGCCAAGGAAUGCACCUGGGGACCGUCGUACUGGUGUUCCGACAUCAGAAACGCCAAAUCAUGCGGAGCCGUCUCGCACUGCAUCCAGACCGUGUGGGAGAAGCAGCAGUACCCGGUGGACAACGAUGAAAUCUGCAACAUCUGCCUGGACAUGGUGAAACAGGCGCGCGAUCAGCUCGAGAGCAACGAGACGCAGGCCGACCUGAAGGCCGUCUUCGAAGGCUCGUGCAAUCUGAUCCCGGUGAAGGUGGUGAAGAAGGAAUGCCGCAAGCUAGCGGACGACUUCAUCCCGGAGCUUGUGGAGGCUCUCGCCUCGCAGAUGAACCCGAACGUCGUGUGCAGCGUGGCCGGACUGUGCAACAACGCCGCGAUCGACAAGCUGCUGGCUGAGCAGCAGCCCGCCACCAAGAAGCCGACGUCGGAGACCGCCGAGGACGAGGAGGAGGCCGCGAAGGCGCUGCAGGACGAUGUUUUCACCUGUGAGGAGUGUGGUUCGAUUGCUGGCCACAUCGUCGAUCGCUUCCGGGCGUCAGAUCGGGAUCGCGUGCUGGAGGGCUUCUUGCGCAUGUGCGGCCAGAUGUCGUCCUACUCGGAUGGCUGCUCGAGCAUCGUGCUGACGUACUUCGGUGACCUGUACGGGCACCUGAGCCGCCAUCUGACCGCCGACUCCGUCUGCCAUCUGAGCGGCGUAUGCUCGGCCCGCUUCCACCAGCACGACGAGGAGAAGGAGAUCGAGGUGCGCCCGAUGGGUGGCGUCGGCGUGCUACCGGUGGCCGGUGCCGCGGGCGACGACAUCCCGUGCAAGCUGUGCGAGCAGCUGGUGGACCAUCUGCGCGACGUGCUCGUCGCCAAUACGACCGAGCUGGAGUUCAAGCAGGUGUUGGAGGGACUUUGCAAGCAGACGCACGGCUUCGCCGACGAAUGCAACAGCCUGGUGGAGCAGUACUACAGCCAGAUCUACGAGACGCUGGUGCACAACCUGGACAGCAACGGUGCGUGCUUCAUGAUUGGCGUCUGCCCGAAGGGAAACGCGGCGGCACUUAACGGCCCCAUCAUGCCCCUGCUACCGACCGCCGUCGCUGAGCAGCAUGAGCUGGAACAGACGAAACAGCAGGAGCGUCGUCCGUUGCUCGGCGAAAACGAACCCGUCCUUUCGGCGGUGGAAAUUCAGCAAGCUCAGCUCCCAAUCGAUCGCCUCAUGGGCGCCCCGAGUUCGAUGCAGCUGGUGGAGAACGGUAAGUUCUGCACCAUUUGCGAGUAUUUCAUGCACUUCGUACAGGAAGCACUGAGCGACCCGUCCAACGAGGACGAAAUAAAGCAGGUGGUGAGCGGCACGUGCAACCGGCUGCCUGCUUCGAUUCGCGCCGAAUGUCGUAGCUUCGUGGAUGUGUACGGCGAUGCGGUGAUCGCGCUGCUGAUUCAAUCGAUGGACCCGCGCCAGGUGUGUCCCGUCAUGCGCCUCUGCCCGGCCGCCAACGACGACAUCGAAGUGUUCGCGCCCACCCAGGUGGUGCAAAAAGCGGUGACGAUCGAGGCACACGCUACCGCCACCGGCAACGACAAGCCGACCUGCCCGCUUUGCCUGUUCGCCGUCAGCCAGCUGGAGGAGUCGGUCAAGACCGACCGCUCGAAGGACAACAUCAAGAGUGCGCUCGACAAGCUAUGUACGCACCUGUCGCCCAAGCUGCGCCUCGAGUGUACCGACUUCGUGGACACGUACACCGCCGAGCUGGUCGAGAUGCUGGCGUCCGACUUCACGCCCCAAGAGAUCUGCGUCUUCCUCAAGCUGUGCGUCGACCAGCGGCCCGAUCUCAGCCUGCUCGGUAUGGAACUCGACUACUACGACAAGCACCAGAAGCAGCAAGCGAAGAAGGAGCAGAAGCUUCCAGAGGCCGCCUCCGGCGACAUCGAAACGAACGAAAUCCCGGACAUCACCGUCAACGGGCAGAUCACGAUCGACCACACGCCGAUGGUCAGCACGCCCGAGUGUCUCGUGUGCGAGGAGAUGGUGAAGGAGGUCGAGAAGCGCAUCAAGAACAAGAAAAGCAAGGAUCAGAUCAAGGACGCGCUCGAGCACGCCUGUGACCGGCUGCGCAAGUAUCGCACGAAGUGCGAGAAGUACAUCGAUCAGCACAGCGACCAAAUCAUCGACCUGAUGCUGAAGGAACUCUCACCCAAGGAGAUUUGCCACGCGCUCGGCUUUUGCCUCGCAAAGGAUGUCGUUGAUGAGUUGGAAGUCGAUGAGGCAUUGCUCGAUUACGUCGUCGAGCCGCCGGCCAUCGUGGAACCGCCGAAAGAGCUGGGUUCUGGUUCACCGCUUGUUGCCCCAACAUCCGCCGCCACCGCCGCCAACGGUGUGGAGAAAAACCAACCGCCCCAAUGCGCGAUCUGCGAGUUCGUUAUGGUGAAGCUGGAAGCGGAUCUGGCCGACAAGAAGACUCAGGAGGAGAUCGAAAACACGGUCCGUAGCGUUUGCAGCCGACUGCCGAACACCGUCGCCAAGCAGUGCAGCAAGCUGAUCGACCAGUACGGCCAGUUCAUCAUCAAGUUCCUGCAGACGCUGCCGCCGGAGCAGAUCUGCACCAAGCUGGACCUCUGCGAGAAGGAGCUCGAAAUGCUGGAGAAAUCGGAAUUGGAAAUCGAGGAGUGUGGCGUGUGCCAGGGAGCGGUUGCUGCUCUGGAUGCUCUCAUGGGCAGCGAGCAGCUGCAGCAGGAACAUAUCGCAAAGAACGCCGAUCGCAUCUGCAACGAGCUCCCGCCCCAGUACUAUGACCAGUGCGACAAGCUGCUGUCGGUGUACGGUAUCAGCAUGUUGCACCAGCUGCAGAAGUCGAUCGCUCGUGAGCAGGUGUGCCUCAACAUCGACAUGUGCAGCGAGAUGAUGCUGACCGAGAACCCGGUGAUGGCGAGCAGCCGCGAGUUCGUCUCGCUGGAGUCGGACGAAAGCGUCACGGACUCGGCCGGCCGCAAGACGGCCUUCCUGCUCGGCUCGAACCGCUGCAGCUGGGGACCGAUCUAUUGGUGCAACAGCGAAGAAGCCGCCGAAGAGUGCAAGUCCAAGGACUACUGCAUGGAGCGUAAACUCGGCCUCUGGCAGCAGUAAUCGGGCUAGGCACGCCAAACCGAUGACCGUUGCAGUCGAGGGAACUGAUUUUAGUGAAGUAGAGAAAACAAUAGUUGAGCAAAACGGUGUAGGGAACGUGAAAGAGUGUUGUGCCGAAGAGGAGAGAGAGAAAGAGUGGGAGGGUGAGCGAGUAGAUGCUUAUAGCUGAGACCGGUGAAGGCAAAGAAAAACAAAACGAACGGAAACGAUACCAAGAAGUGCUAUUUUUAUAGAAAAUAAGUCAAAUUCACUACACGGCGACAGGGAUUAAGGGGUGAAGGGCACAACUGUUCCAAUAUCGUCAGUUCUCACCAAAUCGGCAACGCCUUGGCCAUGGUUGAAAAGAUGCUACUUUGUCCCACCCUGUCGGGGGAAUCAUGCUGAACGGUUCGAAAUCUUUCGGCGCGCUUGAGUUUGCUUGUAUCCUGUAUGUGUCCUUUUUUUCUCAAUGGAAACUCUGAGAGAAGGGGCACUACGCACGGGCGCACAACAAACUUUCGCGCGCGGAGGGUAGAUGAAAGAUGGUUAUACUUUAUUUGAUGAUGAAAGUGAAUAUUUUUUUAACAAAAGGAAACGAAAAACAUACUAACUUACAUUCUAAUCGUUGGGAAUGAAUCAGGCUGUUAACAUAAUUUAGUAACAUAAGUGAAUAACAAGAAUACACACAAAUAACCCCCCCACACUCUCCAGGCAGUAUACAAAUUAAUGGUGCAAAGAGUGCUGAUGAGGAGGCAGAAGGUGCAGGCAUUAAUGGAUUGGGAAACAAAAAUGUGCACCUCCAUAGCUCCCUAGCAGGAA